Messenger RNA from Australozyma saopauloensis, 1866 nucleotides. It is a transcript of the gene CAT2, whose product is annotated as carnitine O-acetyltransferase. Gene Ontology annotation, cellular component: peroxisome; mitochondrion. The record is from RefSeq and is a predicted model, not a curated record. Gene Ontology annotation, molecular function: carnitine O-acetyltransferase activity. NCBI's taxonomy places the organism in Eukaryota, Fungi, Ascomycota, Pichiomycetes, Serinales, Metschnikowiaceae. Gene Ontology annotation, biological process: carnitine metabolic process. Bases 1 to 1866 code for a protein of 621 amino acids. The transcript has a single exon.
AUGCUCAAACAAGCAUUGAAUAUGACCAGAAGCUUCGCGUCAUCCACCCGCAAAGGUGACUUGUUCAAGUACCAAUCGCAGCUCCCCAAAUUGCCCGUCCCGGCCUUGUCAGAGACCUGCACCAAGUACUUGAGAUCCGUGGAGCCAUUCCUUUCCCCAGCGCAGUUGGCGUCGACGACAGCCAUCGUUGAGGAGUUUGCUCGUCCUGGCGGAAAGGGUGAGACCUUGCAGAAACGCUUGCAGGAGUUCGCCGAGGGCAAGGACAACUGGUUGGCCGAGUACUGGGAUGACUAUGCUUACAUGUCGUACCGGGAUCCUGUGGUGCCAUACGUGUCUUACUUCUUUAGUCACAAAGAUGUCAACAAUGCCAUUGGCAAGAACCAGUUGUAUAAGGCAUCUUUGCUCGCAUACUACACCACGCAAUUCUUGAUCGAGGUGGAGAACGAGACGUUGGACCCAGAAGUCAUCAAGGGAAACCCAUACUGUAUGAAUGCCUUCCACUACAUGUUCAACAACUCCCGUGUUCCUGCUCCUGGCAGCGACAUCACCAAGAAGUACAUUAGUGCUGAGCACCGCUACUUUGUAGUGGCCCUCAACAAUAACUUCUACAAGGUUUACCAUCACGGUAAGGAUGGCCAGCCUUUGUCCAAGGGCGAGAUCUACAAACAAUUGCAGUAUUUGGUAAACGUAGUCAACCCAUCUGUUCCUCGCGGCGAAGGUGUAGGUAUCCUCACCUCGUUGAACAGAGACGAGUAUUUGUCUACAUACGAGAACAUGUUGAAGUCGCCAGUCAACGCUGCCUCGCUAGAGUCGAUUUUCGCAAGUUCGUUCGUGAUUUGUCUCGAUGACAACGCUCCAGUCACCAUCGAGGAGAAGUCCAAGAACUGCUGGCACGGAGAUGGCGAGAACAGAUUCUUUGACAAGCCUUUGGAGUUCUUCAUUUCCAAGAACGGUAACUCUGGUUUCUUGGGUGAGCACUCUAGAAUGGACGCCACCCCAACUGUCCAAUUGAACAACACUAUCUUGCAGAAGAUCUCCAAGGAGAACACCUCCGAGUUCUUGGCCGAAGUCUCUGCCUCCGCUACCACCUCCGCUGAUGCCUCUGUCCCUGAACUCCCAAGCGUCUUGAACUUUGAUCUUUCCGCCCAAGCUAAGCAAGAUAUUGCUUCCGCCAAGGUGAAGUUCACCAACACAAUUGGUGCCCUUGACCAGGAGGUCUUCCAGUACUACGGCUACGGAAAGAACUUGAUCAAGCAGUUCAAGGUAUCUCCUGACGCAUACGUUCAGAUGUUGAUGCAAUUGGCAUACUACAAGCUCACUGGCAAGGUGCGUCCUACCUACGAGUCUGCUGCUACCAGAAAAUACUUGAAGGGAAGAACUGAGACCGGUAGAUCUGCCUCCGUCGAGUCGAAGAAAUUUGUGGAGACCUGGUCCGACUACAAUGCCUCUAACGAGGACAAAAUCGCCGCCUUCAAUGCUGCAUGCAAGCAACACGUCAAGUACUUGACUGAGGCUGCCGACGGCAGAGGCGUUGAUCGUCACUUGUUUGGUUUGCUGCAAAUGUUGAAGGAGGGCGAGGAAGUUCCUGAGAUCUUCAAGGACCCAAUCUUCAAGUACUCGUCCACCUGGUACAUUUCGUCGUCGCAAGUUCCCUCUGAAUACUUCCAGAGUUGGGGAUGGUCGCAGGUCAUCGACGAAGGCUUCGGUUUGGCGUACUUGGUCAACAGCGACUGGUUGCACGUCCACAUUUCCAGCAAGAAGGGCUUUGGUUUGAACUCCGCAUACUUGAAGCAGUAUUUGGUGGAGGCUGCCAACGAGAUGAAGACCGUUUUGUCGACCCAAUUGCCAGCCAAGGCUAAGCUCUAG